This is a messenger RNA of Mesorhabditis spiculigera, 963 nucleotides long. NCBI's taxonomy places the organism in Eukaryota, Metazoa, Nematoda, Chromadorea, Rhabditida, Rhabditidae. The record is from the annotation of a GenBank genome assembly.
AUGAGCGCCGUGCACGCUACCGUAACCCAACGGCAGAUGAUCGGGAUGGCAUACGGUCUCGGGGUUACGGUGGCCAUUAUCGCAAAUAUGUUGCUGUGGACCGUGCUGAAGGGGAUUGGCACAAAACGUGACCACACAUUCCAAGGCUCAUUCUUCCGCCUCGCCCGCCAUUUGAUUGUUUGCAAUAUGGCCAGCGCCAUAAUCCAGUCGAUUGUCGCGAUUCCGUAUACGGUAACUGGACAACGGAUCUACGCCACACGACCAUACCUAUUCGUGAUGUAUCGGCUGUGCUGUUUCAUCGAAUUUGUCUGCUAUAUGGUAAACGUGAUGGUGGUGUUGGCGAUGAGUCUGAAUCGAUUGACGGUAUUUCUGCUGCCCAAGCUGAAUCGAUACUUCUUUUCGGAUGGCCGGUUUACAUGCCUGCAAGCGUCAUUAUGGAUUGUGCCGUUCGGCCAGGCGGCCCUUCACAGUCUCUUCGAGUGCACCAAAGAGUUUUGUCAUGACAGUCUGGCAUUCUAUUGGCACUGCUCGGCGGACAUCUCGACGGCCAGCCGAACCAUGGAUCAGAUCCUCCGCUGGCAAUGCGUGGUGGUGCCAGUACUUAUCAUCGGAAUGAACUGCCUCCUUUUUGCCCAUAUUAAAAGGCUGAAACGGACCGUGGAAAGGCAAGAAUAUUUGGCCACCAGAGGAGAAGUGCUACUCUUAUAUCAGAGCCUCACAAUGUGUCUUUUCGUCGGGUUCAACUCGGUCUUCUACAACCUCAUCAUCCCCAUGGCCGUCGAGUGGCAUUUUCAGAACAUGCUGCUCUUGACGUUUCUCCAGAAUCUGUGCGCAAUACUGGCAAACAUCGCCGACCCGUUGCUGUUCAUGAUGUUCAACACGGCCAUUCGGGAGCGGUUGGCGCAGAUAAUCUGCCGACUGCCGACAAAGCGAACCACCACCAUCACGUCUACGUCAAAAUAU